UCAUGUUCCGAAAUAGCCUGAAGAUGCUGUUGGGAAGCAAAGGCCGGAAGAACAAGAACAGUGGUGGCAUUGAGUCAGAUGGGUCAGAUGUGAGGUAUAUGGAGGGAUUCACUCGUUCACUCCCCUCCUCUCCCCUUCUCAACCUUCGUCUGGCCAAAAGGACAACAGGUGAGGAGGAGGAGCUAGGACCGCCCCCCACAGUAGACGAGGCGGCUGACGCUCUGAUGACCAGGCUGGGCUUCCUGCUGGGGGAAAAGAGCGUCAGUGGAGAGCCGGGGUCCCCUUACCACGCUCAGGAUGAUGGACAGAGGAUCUCUCCUUCCUCCAGUCUGGCCAGUAGCAGCACAUCUCCCUGCUCCACACUGCAGCCUCCUGCUGGCGGGGAGGAAAACAGCAACAACAAGCACGCCUCCUCCAACCACCCCUCUGUCACCUCUCCCACCUCUACCCUGGAGAGCAGAGACAGCGGCAUUAUAGCCACGUUGACCAGCUAUUCUGCUGAGUCAGCGGCCGAGCGGGACGACGGCGCCAAGCACCCCGGCGAUGGUUACCAUGGCAGCAGCCCCAACCUUUGGCGGCAAGGGGGCCGGUCGGUGGUGGCCUCCACAUCUUCUUCCUGUAUGGAAGCGGCAGGACGCGUGAAUGACAGCUUCCUAUACAGGGUGGAGGACAGCAUGGCCGCAUCCACUUACAGCCUCAACAAGCUCCACCCAGACCGAGGACCAGGCUCCGCCCGCUCGUCUGGCUCCACCCACUCCAUCCCUCUCUACCUCAUGCCUCGACCCAAUUCAGUUGCUGCCACUAGUUCUGCCCAUCUUGAAGAUCUGGUCUACCUGGAUGAUCAGCAAAGACACAUCCCCUCCAGGACGUCCCUCAGAAUGCCCAGACAGAAUUCUGGGAGUCGUAGUCAGCAGGACCAUAAAGUUCGUUUCACCCCAUCUCUCAACCUGAAGCCCCUCCACUUUGAGGUUCCCGGGCUCUCGUCUGAUUGGCUGUUCACGGGCAGAGAGUGGCUCUUCCAAGAAGUAGACGCCUGUCUCCGUAGUGAUGACCCAUCAACCAUUCGGGGUGUGGUGAUCGUCGGCAACAUGGGCUUCGGCAAAACAGCCAUCAUCGCCCGUCUGGUGGCGCUCAGUUGUCAUGGAAACCGCAUGUGUCCAACUACUGCUGGCAACCAGACAUUGCCCAAACAUGUAGAAUCUGUUUCUUUCUCCCACGAUUCCCUGGGGAGAGGAGGAGGAGGAGAUGAAGGAGGAGGAGGAGGAAGCUGUCCAGGGACUCCAGAGAUGAAGAGGAGACAGGAGGAGGUGCUAAGGAGGCUUGCAGGACAGGUCGUCUCAUAUCAUUUCUGUCAGGCUGAUAACUGUCACACUUGUCUGGUUCCGGAGUUCGUCCACAACAUGGCGGCGAUGCUAAGCAACGCCCCUCAGCUGUUAGCCUAUCGGGAGCUUCUUCACCGGUCGCCACAGCUACAGAGCACACUUAGUCUGCGCUCCUGCAUCCAGGAUCCAGGCUCUGCCCUCCAGAGAGGAAUACUAGAACCACUGGACGCUCUCUACAGAGAGAGGAAGUUGCAUGUGGAGGGGGUGGGGCUUAUUGUCCUGAUUGACGGCCUAAACGAGGCAGAGUUCCACCGGCCGGAUUACGGUGACACACUGACUUCCUUCCUGUCCCGAAACAUCCAGAAAUUUCCUUCCUGGUUGAAGGUCAUUACCACUGUCAGGACCGGUCAGCAGGACAUCACUCGUUCUCUUCCUUUUCACCACAUCUCUCUAGACAGGAUGGAAGAGAACAACGCCAUAGACCAGGACCUGCAGGGUUACCUGAUGCAGCGUAUCCAUAGCAGCGCUGAGAUCCAGAGCAACGUGUCGCUGAGCAAUGGUCGGCUUGACAACGCAGCAUUGGCCAAGCUGAUCAGCCACCUGAAGAGCCUGAGCAGAGGCUCGUACCUCUACCUGAAGCUGACCCUGGACUUGAUAGAGGGAGGAUUCCUGGUCAUAAAGAGCUCUAGCUUCAAGGUGGUUCCUGUGAGUCUAGCUGAGGUCUACCUGCUGCAGCUCAACAUGCGGUUUCCCACCCAGUCAUCUUUUCAAAGAGUUCUACCACUGCUCAACGUGACUGUGGCAUCUCUGCACCCACUGACCGACCAGCAGCUGUUUGAGGUGGUGAACGCUGGCGCUGUGAGCGGAGGAGCGCUGCCGUGGGCGGAGUUCGGGCAGAGGCUGGAGCAGCUCUCCCCAUUCCUGCUGCGGCGGAGCGAUGGCAGCAGGAUGCUAAACCAUGCCUCCUUCAGGGAGUGGCUGGUGUGGAGGGAGGAGGGGCAGGAUGACAGGUUCCUCUGCGACCCCAGGAGCGGUCACACUCUGCUGGCCUUCUGGCUCUGCAGACAGGAGGGAAAGCUGAACCGACAGCAGACGCUGGAGCUGGGACAUCACAUCCUGAAGGCUCACAUCUACAAGGGCCUGAGUAAGAAGCUUGGGGUUUCCUCCUCAGUCCUGCAGGGGCUGUGGUUGUCCUACAGCACACAGAGCGUGAGUCCUGCUCUGUCAUCGCUGCGCAACCUCUACACUCCCAACAUCAAGGUGAGCAGGUUGCUGAUUCUGGGCGGGGCCGACGUGGAUUAUCGGAGCGAUGUCCUCAACAACGCCCCCCUGCUGUGCGUCCACGCUCACUUGGGUCACAGUGACGCUGUGGCGCUGCUGCUCGACCACGGAGCUCAGGUCGACGCUCAGUCACAUGACGGUUUGACUGCGCUGGGAUUCGCGGCUGCGGCCGGACACAUGGACGUCAUUGUCAUGCUGAGUCAGCACAGAGCCAAGGUGGGUCAUGUAGACAGCUCAGGUCGGUGUGUGUUGGUGCACGCCGCUCAGCGAGGCCACCUCAAGGCGCUGUGCUACCUGCUGAAGACUCAGGACUGGAGCUGCACUUCCUGCUGCGGCCAGAAGGGGGUGAGCAGGAGCCAAGCAGUGCAUCAGUCUCUGAUCGCGGCUGCCAGCGCAGGACACGCAGAGAUUGUGUCGUACCUCCUGGAUCUUCCAGAGGAAGACACAGAUGAAGAAGAGAGACCUGAAAUCAACAUACCUGACAGCCUGUGGGGAGAGACAGCUCUGACAGCAGCAGCAGGCAGGGGCAGGCUGUCAGUCUGCAGGCUCCUGUUGGAUCAGGGGGGCGCUGUUGGGCAAGGCAACAGGCGAGGUGUCGCACCGCUCUUCAGUGCAGUGAGACGGGGCCACUGGCAGGUGGCGGAGUUGUUGUUGAAUCACGGCGCUGAGGUGAACACGGUCGACCAGCAGGGUCGAACAGCGCUGAUGACGGCAGCCUCAGAGGGUCAUAUGACCACCGCCCAGCUGCUGCUUGAUCAUGGAGCCUCACUUGACCAGAUCGACAGAGAAGGGUUAACGGCACUGAGCUGGGCGUGUCUGAAAGGCCAGCUCCCAUUGGUCACAGAGCUGGUGGAGAGGGGUGCGGCCACGACACACGCUGACCGCAGUGGACGGACACCUCUGGAUCUGGCUGCCUUCUGUGGUGACCCAGAAGUGGUGCAGCACCUGGUGGAUCACGGUGCAUCUGUGGAGCAUGUGGACUCUAGCGGGAUGCGUCCUCUGGACCGAGCGGUCGGCUGCAGAAACACUUCAGCAGUUAUUGCUCUGCUCAAAAAGGGAGCCAAGAUAGGACCAGCCACCUGGGCCAUGGCGACCUCUAAACCAGACAUCUUAAUGGUUCUUCUCAGUAAACUAAUCCAAGAAGGAGACAGACUGUACAAGCAAGGUAAAGUGAGGGAAGCUGCUCACUCCUACCAGUCGGCUCUCCAGAAGUUUCCAGGAGACGAGCUGAAGACAUUUAGACAGCUGAAAGUGUGUGUGCUCCUGAACCUGUCACGCUGCCGCCGCAAGAUGAAUGAUUUUGCCCUUGCUGAGGAGUUUGCUACCAGGGCACUGGAGCUAAAAGCCAAAUCUUAUGAGGCCUUUUACGCCAGAGCUCGCGCCAAACGCAGCCGCAGACAGUUCCAUGCAGCCCUUGAGGACCUGAUUGAGGCCAGUCGCCUCUGCCCAUCCAACCGGGAGAUCCAGCGCCUGCUGUCCCGGGUUAAAGAAGAGUGUCGGCAGGCUGCACAACAACAAGACCCCCAGCCACAUUCAUCACAUCAUGUUUAUCAGCAAAAUGUGACCAAGUCCAUCAGCGAGGCCAGGAGCAGAGAUUCAGGUUGUCAGCAGGUGCAGGACAGAGAGGGGCUUACCGAGGAAGAGGAGGAGGAGGAAGGCGAGGAGGGGAAGGAGGAGGGAGGUCACAGGGACGGAGAUGCUCACCCACCCUUGUCCUCCUUCCACCCUCCACCAGCAGUUCAAAGCCUUGACAGUUACUGCCACCCAGGGGUGCAAUCACCUCCCUCCCUUUCCCCCACUCACCUGUAUCGUCACGUCCCCAGUCCCACCCACUCCCCUUCCUCCUCUUCUCCCUUUCACGCUGCGCCUCCUCCUCCUUCAUCCUAUCGUUUCAGCCCUCCUACCUCCCCAGGGCAGCAUCAGCAGCGAGGCAGCCCAAUGUCAGAAAGUAUGCCUGCAUUGUCAGGAACUGGGGGUCUACACCACCAUCCACAAUCUGUCUCAGCUCUCCACCACUCAGACCAGAACCAGGGAGCUCAGCAGCACCACCAUCAGGCCAGUCAGAGAUAUUUCCAAAAGGAGAACCCUGUCCACAGCCAGUGGCAUCAACCAACCAAAGCCCAAGUUGUCAGAACCAGUCAGCCCAGUUCCUCAGCCCAUUCCAACAUGGCUUUGGGAAGCUCUGCCUACUCCCAGUUUGGUCAGCUGCCCCAAGAACUUGCUGAGUUGGGGGAAGGCAUGUGCCUGAGCCCCUUAGAUAUCAGGCCUAACCUGCAGGUCCAGGCGGGUCUGAGUUCUGGAGCUUCAUAUCCACUAGAAGAUGUGGAUGUUGACCUCGUUUGCCAGGCAAGACCUGCAUCUGGCUAUGGGAGAGGGGCAGGAGGGGAGAGGGUGGGGAUUAAUAGAUUUGGCCAGGCCCAUCAGUUUAGCCGCAACCAAUCCAAAGCAGCGUACUACCCCAUGGAAGUUACUGAGGCAACACUGGGGCCUCCUGAGACCCUCCCACCAUCACAUGAUUAUCAAUACCAGCACCAUGGCGGACUACGACGCCCGCUGAGUGCCCACCCAGCCUCUUCGCCUGCUCCUCCCCCCAGGCCUCUCAUCCACCCCCAGAAUGUCAGUGUUCGUUUUUCCACAAGCAGUGGAAGCCUCACUGGGGGCCAGCCAACUAAUCUAGGCCCAGGCUUCAGGACCUCUGCCUCUGCCCAGCACAUGGAUGUACCUUCUGAUCUGGCCUCUGUGGGAGGGGUUACUGGUUUCCAUGACGAUCUCUUUCUGAUCUCCUCUCCCCAAACGGAAAUAUGCAUGGUAGGAGGUGGGACUUACCCUGGGGAAGCAGGCCGUUCGUCUAGGAACACUCCUUUUAUGGGUGUUAUCGACAAGAAGGUGAGGGUCCACCCGCAGUACCCGCAACAAGGUCCUGCUAGUUCUGCAUCCUGCCUCAGCCCCUCUCGCUCCUGGGCUGUAUCAUCAGUGGACACGGUCGUCACCUCGCCUAGCAAAACUCCCGCCAAUCAAGGAGACUUCAAUCAAACACAGCCCUUCUCCAUCGCCUACCACAACCGCAGCAACAACAACGCCCACAACGGUCACCUCCUACAUGACAACCAGCUCGACUACUAUGGGAUGCUGCCGGGCAACAGUCCUCAGGGUGAAGGCUCGGUGCAGGUUGCCGGUCAGAAUCCCUCCUACCUUGACGUGAAGCUGGCUCGAACGCUGCCGGUGAUCCAUAACUGCUCAGACAGACCGACUGACAGACAGAAAGGCCCAACCUCUCCUGUCAAACCAAAAAGACCCUUUGUAGAGUCCAAUGUAUAAAGAAAAGUUUAAAUGUAAAGUCAGACACAAGAGUGUUUAAGAAGUCAACGCACUUGUAUAUUCCAAGAUCCACCAGGCCUAUGGAAUUAUUAGGCCAGACUAUGCUUGAAACUAACUAGUUUGUACAGCGUGUAGUUUGUAAAACAAUGACGUACAGAGGAACAAGACGCAAUAAUCGUUCAA
Molecule: messenger RNA, 6104 nt
Organism: Scomber scombrus (Atlantic mackerel)
Lineage: Eukaryota; Metazoa; Chordata; Actinopteri; Scombriformes; Scombridae
Gene: tanc2a
Product: tetratricopeptide repeat, ankyrin repeat and coiled-coil containing 2a
Exons: 28
Coding region: 3-5921 (1972 amino acids)
Biological process (GO): regulation of dendritic spine morphogenesis
Cellular component (GO): dendritic spine
Molecular function (GO): protein binding
Source: RefSeq, a predicted model, not a curated record